AUGCACAAUUGCCGUUUCCAGCCAGGCAGCUCCGUAGUACACAUUCACUCAAACACCACCAAUCUCUGGCAUGUCUCUGCCGCUAUCGUGGCAACUAUCACAAACCCAACAAGGCCUUACGAUGCAGCUGAAGCUCUUGGGCGGAGACCCCCUGACUCGAGUCUAAAUUUCAACUCCGUGGCGCAGGACUAUCAGAUGCAGUAUCAUUCUACCACAAGACUAAAUCAUAUUAUAGGUAGCUGCCAUAAUGUCUCAAACAUCUCCAGCACAUUGCCCGCCACCAAACAUGUACUUGAGCCAGCAUCUGGACUCUCCAAACUAAAAAGCAACCAGUAUUUACAACAGUCCAAUCUCUCGGUAUGUUCCGAGCUACAGCUCUCACACCGGAUGUCAUCUCAUGGGCCAUCUAUUCGCCCACCAUUCAUCGCAGCCUUUGCCCGCGACCUCUCUUUGCAAAAGCAAGAAAAAAAAAGGUGCCUCCAGAAGCAAUCCCGAGCUCGAAGCGCCUCCUUCAAAUCUACGCAGCGAGCAUCAUCGUGGCUCAAUAGAUCGACGUGUCCAACCGCCACAGACGUCUUGACAGUUGUGGCUCACACUACGCUUCGUCCCUCCUGUUGUCGCCGUUUCCCCCUCGCGCUGGAGCCACUAGAAGGCUUGACCUCUGAUGAACGGCGACAUGGAAAGCUUCUCCUUGGCUCGUGUCCCCAAAGCUUAGCCCUGUCCAGAUCGGCCAUGCAGAUCGAGACCCGUCCCGACUUCCCCCAGCACGAAGAACUUUCCAAAAUGCUUCCUCUCGAGGAAUUUCGAACUAACGAGGCUGUUCCGCUUACCCUAGUCAGCCUUCUUCUGUACCUAGUGACCUUUUGCCCUAGGAGAAGUGUGAUAGAAGCAUUAGCCGCUUCGCCUCGAAAUACGUACUCCUUUCAGGAUCCCCACUCUACAAUGCGCUGGAGUCAGCAUCGGAGAAGAUUUGUGGGCCGCCAAUUUAGAAAAAGAAGUCCUGAGCAUUCAGACUCUCCCACGGCAUCACGCCAAAUCUCAGAUAGGUAUGCAGAGGAUGUUUUACAUUUCCGACACAUCAGACUCGCAGACCGCAGAACUGCACACCCUCACACCCCUCCUCCACGUUCCAAGAUACUAGUAGAUCCCAUGGUACCGAUCUGGAUAAAUAAUCCUGGAGACGUAGGCAGACUGCAUAAUGCCCGUCCUUCAAUCGUCAUACCGCUCAUCGUCCUUCGUGCACGGUAUACACCACUCGGUUUUCAUUAUCGAAGACCUGUAGAGCAGGGUACCUCAAUACCCCUACACCGCACAAUUCCUGUCAUUGCAGAAUAUUACAAAUUUUUGAGUAAGACUAAUCUGACCCGUAUAGUUAUAGGAACUUUGACACAAGUAUCUCGACAUACUGCACACCUUCCACAACCUGCGCCUUCGCUCGCUCCCACAACCGAAAAAUGCAACUUCACAAUGGUCCUGGAUCGCUUUGUAGUAGUCCCUUCGUCUCCAAGGGUAUCGCACAUGCUUUGUUUAGAGGCCAUAAUUCCCCGUCAGGCUUCGAUUAGAUUCGCCCUUUGUGGGACGGAAAUCGACCUAUUUCGAAUGGUUUCACGGCAUGUUUGCAGACCGCCUUUAGCCAGUGGUCAUACUCAAGCCUCGCCGAAGAUAUUGCUGAACUCUAGCCUUCCGAUAUUAUCGCUACAAUCUAUGUAUUUUCUGUCAAAUAACAUAUCUUCACUCCUAAUCACCGUUACACGCUCAUUUCCGAAGAUCGACACAUCGCCCCCUCCAACACGCCCAAACCCCAGACUCGACACAGGGUACCCCCGCCCCCGGAACCGGCCAGAGAACAAACACUUGCCUCUUCAAGAGCAGCCUUUAUCCCCGCGGGCUAUUGUUAAAACGCUCGCUUCCUCGCUCGGUACUCAAUCCAGCCUCUGGCUUCGUUACCCCCUCCUCUUCCACGAUGGCGAAAAGCUCGCUCACUGCCAGCGUACAGUGGGUAUUGCAGCCAUAGCCAUCGCCAUUGUUCUCAUCCCCGGCGCCUCCAACGCCAACUUCGCUACUAUCAAAACAACUUCAGCUGACACAUUCUCUCGUCAGACUGGCUGGUAG
Messenger RNA from Lindgomyces ingoldianus, 2112 nucleotides. RefSeq lists its product as uncharacterized. Bases 1 to 2112 code for a protein of 703 amino acids. The record is from RefSeq and is a predicted model, not a curated record. NCBI's taxonomy places the organism in Eukaryota, Fungi, Ascomycota, Dothideomycetes, Pleosporales, Lindgomycetaceae. The transcript is spliced from 15 exons.